Molecule: messenger RNA, 999 nt
Organism: Cricetulus griseus (Chinese hamster)
Lineage: Eukaryota; Metazoa; Chordata; Mammalia; Rodentia; Cricetidae
Source: RefSeq, a predicted model, not a curated record
AUGAAUGUCCUCCUCUCCAGGGACAAUCAGGUGAGGGCCAUGGAGAACAUUGUGACCAAUGCUGAGAGGUAUUUUGGUCAGUUCUGCUCGCUGUUGGCCUCCUACACGCGCAAGACAGCCCGGCUGCGUGACAAAGCCGACCAGCUGGUGAAGCAGCUGAUGGACUUUGCUAACACUGAGAACCCAGAGCUGCGGGCUACCAUGAAAGACUUUGCUGAGGACCUGGCCAAAGUGCAGGAUUACCGGCAGGCAGAGGUUGAGAGGCUGGAGGCCAAGGUCAUCAGCCCUCUGAAGCUCUAUGGUGCCCAAAUAAAGCAGACCCGGGCAGAUAUCAAGAAAUGUAAACGUGUCCAAAAUAAUGAGAUCAAACAACUGGAAAAGCUGGAGAAACUGAGGCAGAAGUCACCAUCUGAUCGACAAAUGAUUAGCCAGGCGGAGACCAGUGCACAGAGGGCCUCUGUGGACACCAACCGCUCUACUCACCACCUGGCAGAGACAGUGGAUGCCUUCCAGGAGCAGAAGCUGAAGGACCUCCGGAGAAUCUUCUCUGACUUUGUGACCAUCGAGAUGGUCUUCCACGCAAAGGCAGUGGAGGUGUAUUCCAGUGCUUUCAGGACCCUGGAGAGCUACGACCUGGAGCGAGACCUGCAGGACUUCAGAACCAAGAUGCGUGGAGUUUAUGGGCACAGCGAAGCUCGGCCACUCACUGACAACAGCCCCUCUCCAUCUGUCCCUUGGCCUCUGGCAAGCCAGAGUGUUCAGAGCACCAUGGCACACCAGGAGAAAGAUGAAGAGGAGAGUGAGGCUGACUCUGUGGAGGAGAUUCCCCUGGAGGACCUCAAGGGACAGCAGCAGGGACGCCAUGUCUAGGAAGAGGAUCCCAGUGGCAGAUGGAAGGCCUAGGCUGGCCUGGACCUUGGUGGGCUCUGCUUGUGUCAGCGGGUCAGGUGUCCCUGGGGCCUCGAUUUCCUUAUCAGCACAGUAGGCUGCUCUGCAGAC